This is a messenger RNA of Blastocystis hominis, 612 nucleotides long. RefSeq lists its product as hypothetical. Gene Ontology annotation, molecular function: protein binding. NCBI's taxonomy places the organism in Eukaryota, Bigyra, Opalinata, Blastocystidae. Bases 1 to 612 code for a protein of 203 amino acids. The record is from RefSeq and is a predicted model, not a curated record. The transcript is spliced from 2 exons.
AUGGAUUGCGUUGUUGCUUUCUCUUCUUCGGAUUCUUCGGAUUCUUCGGAUUCUUCAGAUUCUUCGGAUUCUUCAGAUUCUUCGGAUUCUUCGGAUUCUUCAGAUUCUUCAAACACAUCGCCUUCUGUGCUGAUUUACACAUCAUUGCUGAGUCUUCGAGCGGUGAUUCCAUCGCUCCCAAUCAAAGAUUGCUUCAUUACGCGCUCUGGAAUUCUCCUGAUUGGAUCCAAGAAGGUCACGAAAGUCGAUUUUGUGGGAAGAAUCGAAGUGGAAUUACUGCUUGAUCAGGAACCUAUUUGUGGAGAUGUCGCUGAUUUGAUUCUGGCGCUGGUGGAAAAAGAUGGAACAAUUCUUUUAAUUGAUUCAAUCACCACUCAGAUUUUGACUCGAAUUCCGACAGAAAAGUCGAUCAUUCGCAUUUUAUUUGAUUCGGAUUCUACAGGUAUUUUCGCAUGUGCGCAGGAUGGAAACGUGUUCUAUUAUCCACUAAAUAAUUGCUUGAGUCCAGCUUUUUGGGAGACUGACAAAGCAUCGACUGGAGGAGGGGAUAUUAAGUCGAAGAUUUGGAGUUUAUUUGCGUUUUGUGUUUGUUGGAAGAAUCGUUUGAGUUAG